AUCUCCUGAGGUAGAUGUUGUCUUCCCUGAGGAAGACGAAUCGAGUGUUAUCCUCCCUAAAACAGAUGGUAUUCCACCUUGUGCAAAUGGGUCCACCUUCUGUGAGAAUUUCGUCCCGUACCCAAGGGAGAUAGUGAAAGAAAUAAUGGAGAAUUAUAAUGUUCUCCAAGGAUUUUUUGGGGUGGACGAACCACUAGAAGAAUUUGAGGUUCCUUUGAUGAAAUCCACGCCUACUCCCCAAUUUUACGUUGGAGGAUCUUCUGAGAUAGAUGUUGUCUUCCCUGAGGAAGACGAAUCGAGUGUUAUCCUUCCUAAAAUAGAUGGUAUCCCACCUUGUACAAAUGGGUCCACCUUCUGUGAGAACUUCGUCCCGUACCCAAGGGAGAAAGUGAAAGAAAUAAUGGAGAAGUAUAAUGUUUUCAAAGAAUUUUUUGGGGUGGACGAACCGCCAGAGGAAUUUGAGACAAGGGACUACAGUCAAACCCAAUUUGUUUGUUCUUCGAUGAAAUAUACGGUAUUUCCGGUUCUAGCAAAAAACACGAGAAGCGAAUUCAAAUUCAUUGUAAAUAAUAAAGAGGAAGGAUAUGCACAGGGUGUGCAAGUUGAAAUCUGCAGCAG
Messenger RNA from Leptinotarsa decemlineata (Colorado potato beetle), 618 nucleotides. RefSeq names its product protein spaetzle. Gene Ontology annotation, biological process: central nervous system formation; innate immune response. Gene Ontology annotation, molecular function: Toll binding; growth factor activity. Lineage: Eukaryota; Metazoa; Arthropoda; Insecta; Coleoptera; Chrysomelidae. Gene Ontology annotation, cellular component: extracellular region. The record is from RefSeq and is a predicted model, not a curated record.